Messenger RNA from Aspergillus ibericus CBS 121593, 1206 nucleotides. RefSeq names its product sucrase/ferredoxin-like domain-containing protein. The coding region runs from base 101 to 1159 and encodes 352 amino acids. NCBI's taxonomy places the organism in Eukaryota, Fungi, Ascomycota, Eurotiomycetes, Eurotiales, Aspergillaceae. The transcript is spliced from 2 exons. The record is from RefSeq and is a predicted model, not a curated record.
ACUGACCCUGCCCAAGGAGGCCCCUCCGUUCUGUCCAAGUCGAUGUUCUAGAUAUUGGCAUAGCUGGAUAUCUGUGGCCAUGAUCGGACGACCAAGGAUAAUGCGUGCAGCAUCGGUGCACUGCCUGUCGCCAAUCUCCCGGGCCAGCAGCACCGGUGCAUCAUCAACGACUCGCUUUUUCUCAUCCACCUCCCUUCGCUCACACCCUGCGCGCAUUCCUCUGGACAUCCCUCCUCCGUUUCCUGUCACCAAAACAUGCCCGGAGCCCAGCUGCUCAUGUCCCGCGACCCCGUCGAUGCCCGCGCCGAUCGACUAUGAUCAACCGCUCAACGGAACGAUGGCGGCCUACGCGCAGCAGCUUCUCGUCUGCACCGGCCAACGAGACUGGACCAGUCGCAUCGAGGAGGAUGGUCAGGGUCAGAACUGGGGCGAGCUGGUUCGAGGGUUGAAGCGCCUCCUAGGUCGUGGGGGGAAAUAUGCCGACCCGUUCAACAAUAUCCUCGUUACCACCUCCUCAUUUCCCUCAUCUCCAUCGACAUCCACAGCUACCUCUCAAACCGCCUCCGCCUUCCUCUUCCCCAGCUUCAAAUACUUCCCCUCGAUCCCCGUGACCCUCUCCGAACCCAAUGACGUCAAGACCGACGUCUCAACCUUCGUCCGCGCAUAUCUCCUCCCCAGCAAAUCCCAACACGGUGGAAAAACCCGCGAAGCUGGCCUAGCAUCUGAGUUCCCAGACGCGAUCGACCUCCAACAUUCCCCCGUCGUGUUAAUCUGCGGCCACGGUGGUCGCGACAUGCGGUGCGGCGUGAUGGCCCCGGUUCUGGAGAAGGAAUUCCAGCGCGUCUUGCAGACUAAGGGCUUUACCUCAGUAGACAGCGAUCACAAUGUCGUCGACAGUCCGGAACAUGCUUAUAUCGGACUCAUCAGCCACGUGGGCGGACACAAGUACGCUGGCAAUGUGAUUGUGUAUAUCCCCCCGGACAUGAAGGAAGCUGGCUCUUCCGCGGUGCAUCCGUUGGCGGGCAAGGGCAUUUGGUAUGGACGGAUAGAGCCGAAACAUGUACAGGGGGUGGUGGAGGAGACUAUUCUGGGUGGUAGGGUCAUUGCGGAUCAUUUUCGGGGUGGGAUUGAUCGUGAUGGUGGGAUAUUGAGGUUGUAGACGGCUUAUACUUAGAAUAGAUUGUAUAGUAUUGUAUAGAAUCUCUU